AUGUCUUCGUCGUCGUCUGUACUUCCUGGCCAUUCUAGUUCAAAACUUAGUGGGAUAAGACGAAAAGUUCAGAGGCCAAAUGCACAAAUUGAAAGCGGAAGUAUUGCCGAGUCACUAAAUCAACCCCAAACUUCAACACAUCUUCGUUGUGAGAUGGAACGACAAACACCUCCAAACGCCACACCAAGUGGUAUGUUAGAUACAUCUCCACCCCAAACUUCACAAUCAUGGGGUAGCGAAGGAUUACAACAAGUUGGAAUACUAAGUAGGGAAGCACAAUUUGGGAAAUUCUCACUGGAGAAUAUUCUUUCUGUGCCGGAUGUUCUGAGACCUCACCCUUCACCGAGAUCACCAACCCCAAGUGCAGAUAGCUUCAAUGAUCCGAUCACAUGUAACAUGCUUAGUUUUCCUGUUGCACUUGGUCUAUUCGAUAGUUUUAUGCGCUGUCUAAAUCCAUACAUCUGUCAAUUAGACCCUAAACUCCAUACAUUUGAUUACGUUCGCCAACGUUCAUCAUUCCUCCUCACUGCAAUUCUUUCAGCCUCUUCUAAAGCGUUUCACCCCGCGCUUCAUCCCACACUCAGGUCGCAUACCGAAAAUCUACUCGGAAGGGUAUUUACCCGGGGAGCUAAGUCCACAGAGAUUGUUCAAGCAAUAUUAAUCUUUACUUAUUGGAAAGAACCAGCUGAGAUACGCACUUGGCUACUCGUUGGCUAUGCUAUUCGCAUGUGUAUUGAGCUCGGGUGGCACGAACUGAAACCGGUGACACAAAAGCUGCGGACCUCGACCGAUGAAUUAAGCAUCAGGGAAGCUAGAAAUAUUGAAAGAACAUGGCUGGUAUUAUUUGUUUAUGACAGAAGCUUAAGCUUACAACUCGACAAACCCUGGAUGAUAGACCAAAACAACCUGAUAUCAAAAGCAAGCGAAUGGUACCAAGAAGAAUACGCUGUACCUGGUGAGGAUCUGCUUCUCUCGGCGUUUGUCUGUCUACGGUUAAUCAGUGCCGAGUUUCUCGAGCUUUCGUCAUCGACUAAAUUAGAUUCUCAAAAGUUCCGGUCAGAAAUUUUGUCUAAACUCUUAAACACCGAACUCAACACCUGGGAAAAGGAUUGGUUGCCCAAAUUUGAAGAUGAAAUGGUUGCACCUCCUCAGCAAUUCCUUGUCAACUUCUAUGGCUUACAUCUCCGCCUCCUUCUCAACUCCUAUACUUUGCAACAAUCCCUCAAAGCUGCAAAGAAAGGAUCUGCAGUGUCGAAAUCAGCACUAUGGCAGUGUUCUUCAAGUGCAAUCGGCAUGUUGGAGAAUAUAUCGAAAGUCAUUGGGCCUCUCAAACAGCUCUAUUUUGUACAGGACUCUGUUCAUGUGAUGACAGCUUAUGCUGCCAUAUUCCUCAUUAAGUUGCUGCUAUCUCUUCCCAAGAAUUUACGCUCAGAUCUCGAGACUCAAUCGCUACAGGCAAUUCUCCUCUCAUCCGAUACCUUCUCAGAACAAUGUGCUACACAAAUGACGGGCUGUGCAAUGCAAGCACGAUUCUUGAAAAAUCUCGUUGGGAAAUACCAUAGAUUGAAAUCCCAUGCUAGCAAUCAAGUCCGAGAUCACGGUGUUCAUUCGCAUCAACCCGACAUUCCAACGUCACUAGAGAGUCUCCAUAAUCGAAUGAACACCGAUGUGGGUACAAGCUGCCAUGUCCCCAAACCCGUUCAAUCCCAUCAGGACGCUGGGGAAUUGACAGACACAACUUCAAUAAAUGGGAGCACGCCGGAUUUCAGCACGGAUUUACUGCAUGAUAAGGAAAUCUGGGAUGGUUUGUUGACCGAUGCUGGCUUUUGGAUGAGCGAGGGGAAUCUUUUGUCCGAUAACAGUCUUCCUCGUUAA
Messenger RNA from Botrytis deweyae, 1875 nucleotides. RefSeq lists its product as uncharacterized. The transcript has 6 exons. The record is from RefSeq and is a predicted model, not a curated record. Gene Ontology annotation, biological process: DNA-templated transcription; regulation of DNA-templated transcription. Bases 1 to 1875 code for a protein of 624 amino acids. Gene Ontology annotation, cellular component: nucleus. NCBI's taxonomy places the organism in Eukaryota, Fungi, Ascomycota, Leotiomycetes, Helotiales, Sclerotiniaceae. Gene Ontology annotation, molecular function: transcription cis-regulatory region binding; zinc ion binding; DNA-binding transcription factor activity, RNA polymerase II-specific.